Messenger RNA from Owenia fusiformis, 545 nucleotides. NCBI's taxonomy places the organism in Eukaryota, Metazoa, Annelida, Polychaeta, Sabellida, Oweniidae. The record is from the annotation of a GenBank genome assembly.
AGCUGCGACCACCACCCCUCCUGUCCCAACAACUACAACUACCAAAGCGACAACCACUACCACAAAAGCUACUACAACAACAACAAAAGCCCCGGAGUGUCCACAAGCGGCCGGUUAUGGAGAUUGGGGACCAUGGGUCUGCAUAUCGCCCGGAAAUGGAGUAGAUUGUAGACGUAUAAUCAACCUCCCUGGCUACCCCAAAGAUUUGAAAAAACGUGGAGAUCCACUCGUUUGUAAAAGUAUCGAGGAUGAGGUGUGCACGCGAGUGAAGACGUGCGUUCCAUGCGCAGAACCGGGGCCUCAGACGUGUUUGCAGCCUGUACCGAGGGAGACAAAGAUAUUUAAGUGUUGUGGUAAGACCUUUUCUAUGCUUUCCUAUGGUGUCCUUUGCGCUCAUUAUUAGAUUCAAUACUUCACGGUUUCUAAGACUUUAUUCAAAGCGAAUAUGACUGAAAAAAAUGAUAACAACAAUAGUCCUAACUUAAAAUUAAUGCAACGUUUAUUAAUCAGCUGUGCCAUUUAUAUAACGUUAUAGGCGACGAGGC